Anguilla rostrata (American eel) is the source of this 2405-nucleotide messenger RNA. RefSeq names its product 5-hydroxytryptamine (serotonin) receptor 3B (gene htr3b). The record is from RefSeq and is a predicted model, not a curated record. Gene Ontology annotation, molecular function: acetylcholine-gated monoatomic cation-selective channel activity; serotonin-gated monoatomic cation channel activity. Bases 335 to 1960 code for a protein of 541 amino acids. The transcript has 9 exons. Gene Ontology annotation, biological process: nervous system process; chemical synaptic transmission; signal transduction. Gene Ontology annotation, cellular component: plasma membrane; neuron projection; postsynaptic membrane. Lineage: Eukaryota; Metazoa; Chordata; Actinopteri; Anguilliformes; Anguillidae.
CGGUAUUUUCUGAGUAGUUACUCAGAGAACCUCUGUUAGGGUCUAAAAUGGCCUACACUUCUUAUUUAAUACCAACAUAUGUUCAGUGUUAAUUCAACUCUAACAGUGUUUAUAUGGAAUCAAAUGGGGAUCAAAUAUAGGCUAAUAUGUGAAGGUGGAAAUUAUAUAUUAUUUGUAUUUAUGUUCUCCUUCCUGUAGCAUUAUGUUUCUUGAGAACAGAUAAACGCCCCACCAUCAAAUGCUUGUUUAUCGUAUUAGGGAAAGAACAAACAACAAUAUGCUCCAUUGGCACAAUCCAUUUCCCAUUUCGGGCUAAUAUCAUUUUACCAUCAUAAUGGAAAGUCGAUACAGGAGGACACCACAGUUCAGCGCUGCAGAUCACUCUACGCUCGCCAGAGAGACAAGCCUACUUCCCCUAACCCUCGCAGAAGAUGGAAAGGAUUGCUACAUCACCAUUUACGCAGAUAAAAUAAUAUCAGUUUUUAAAAAAGUACACCGAACAGAAGCACCUCUCUGGUUAAAGCAGCGUUCAGGACAUACCAGAGUUUAUUCAAGAACUGGAACAGUCUUCCUCAGCAUGUUAGUAGUGACCUCUCUUUCCCCUCUUCUUCUUCUUCUCCUUUCAGUUCCUCAAGUGGAGCUUUUUCCAGAAAAGCCCCGGAGAUCUGCUCUGAACCAGCUCACUAGAACUCUUCUCCGUCACUACAACUGCGGGGUCCGGCCCGUUUGGAACUGGACCGACCCAACAGUGGUCUACAUUGAUUUGAUCCUCCAGUCCGUGCUUGAAGUGGAUGGGCAGACACAGAAAGUGACAACAAGUAUGUGGUAUCGCCAGAUCUGGAAAGACGAGUUUCUGGUUUGGGACCCGGCUGAGUUCGAUGGGAUUAAUGAGAUCUCCCUCUCAUCUGAUGCCAUCUGGGUGCCCGACAUUGUCAUCAGCGAAUUCGUGGACGUUGGCCGAUCGCCACACAUCCCUUACAUUUAUGUGAACUCCUCUGGGACAGUGAAGAACUACAAGCCCAUUCAGGUGGUGUCAGCCUGUGACCUGGAGAUCUACGCCUUCCCCUUCGACCGGCAAAACUGCACCCUCACGUUCCGCAGCUGGCUGCACACAGUUAAGGAGGUGGACUUGGCCUUGUGGAGGAGCGCAGAAAAGAUCUCCAGCGAUAAGAGAGAGUUCAUGGACGACGGCGAGUGGGAGCUUCUGUCUGUGCCCUCCCGAUACGAGCAGCUGCACCUGGGGGGCGGGGACUACGCCCAGAUCCAGUUUAACGUGGUGAUUCGCCGCCGCCCCCUGCUGUACGUGGUGAGCCUGCUGAUCCCCAGCAUCUUCCUCAUGGUGGUGGACGUGAUUAGCUUCUACCUGCCCCCGAACAGCGGCACCCGCAUCACCUUCAAGACCAGCAUCCUGCUGGGCUACACCGUCUUCAGAGUCAACAUGACCGACGAGCUCCCAGCAACGGCCAUAAAAACUCCACUUAUUGGCGUUUUUUUUGCCGUCUGCAUGGCACUCCUGAUCCUCAGCCUGGCCAAGUCGAUCCUGGUGGUGAAGCUGCUGCACCAUAACGAGGAGGCGGUGAAGGAGAUGUCCGUGUCUGCCUGUCUGCUGGACAAAUACGGCUCCUCCAGCCACAGCUUCAACGAGAGCUCCUUCACCUCUGUCAAAACUCUGGAAGACAUGGAUCAGUAUGGCGGCAUUGAGCUGGACUUCUCCCCAGAGGAGGACUUCCUCUCUCUCUGCGAGCCCCAGGAAAGCACCCUGCAGCUGGAGAAGGUGCUCCAGGAAAUGGUGUCCCUCAGGUACUACCUGCUCCAGGAGGAGAGCGACAGCUCCACCCAGUCGGACUGGGUGGCCCUCUGCUACAAGGUGGACAAGCUCCUCUUCCGCCUCUACCUGCUUAUCCUGCUCGUCUACACCACCACCCUGCUGUCCCUGUGGAUCUACUGGGGCUCAGCCUAAAACUGCAGGCACGGGCAACAUUUCACAGUGUCUGCAAUGACAUUCUACAGACCACAGCGGGAAGUGUCCUCACAAGCACAGUGUGUAGCAAGGGGAAAAAUAAGAUUACAGAAGUCUGAGUAUUCAAUGGGUUUUACUGAGAAAAUUGAAACCACAUAACUAUGGGUCGCAGAUGCUUUACUCCUGUAAGGAAUAAUGUGUUCUACAACUUGGCAUAGAAAACAUAAUGUAGAGUGAAAUUAAACAUUUGUGCCAUUGCUUGCGAGAAAUUAUUGCUUUGCAGUGCUUUUAUCUUUGUAAUAAAAAGGCAGGAUAAAAGGUUUUGUAAUUUACACUGUGAAUUGAUUUUCAUAACGCGAAAUGAUUAAGGGGUGCCAACUAAAAAGCAGUUUGCCGUUUCAUUAAGCCUUACACCUUAUUACUUCUCUGCCUUUGCUUAAGGUAC